AUGUUUGUACUCAGUACUGCACGUUGCACUGAAACCAGGGCAAAUAAACCGACAAACCACCGCAGAGCUGAACCUGACCUGACCACGUCUCCUCGUCUUCUCUCUUCUCUUCUCUUCUCUUCUCUCCUCUCGCCCCUCUCCACCCCACGUACGCGUCCGUCAUAUAAUGCGAAUGCUCCAUCCCCGUCGCGUACGCCUAUGAUAACGCUUCAAUCGAUUACGGACGCCGUCGGUUUGGGAUCAGCCCGCUAUGGCGGAUUCCAGUGGUCGGUCGCGCUGGGGUGGAUAGGCCUGGUUUGGUACUCUACGGUGACGACUGUUUGUGCUUUGGGAUAUUACAAAUUAUGGAAGCACUGUCUUAGACGCCCUCAGAGUUCCUACUGCGCCACCGCUCAAAACGCUCCCCACGUCACUGUUAUUCGACCGGUCAAAGGCCUCGAGCCGCACCUGUACGACUGCCUAGCCUCAAGCUUUCGGCAAGAAUACCCCCGUGGCAAACUUACUGUGUGUCUCUGUGUGUCGUCUCGGAGCGAUCCUGCCUACGCGACUUUGGAGAAACUGGUCGCCGACUUCCCCCAUGUCGAUGCACGUAUUUACGUGGAGGAAGAGGAUCCGCUCCUCCAGCCUGACCAUAAACCCAUGUAUAACCUCGGUCCGAAUCCCAAGAUCCGAAACAUGAGUCGCGCGUAUAGAGAGGCGAAGGGUGAUAUCGUUUGGAUUGCAGACUGCAAUGUCUGGGUUGGGAAGGGAGUCUGCGGGCGCAUGGUGGACAAGUUGUGCGGGCUCGGUUCAGGCUCCAGCACAGAAUAUAAAUUCGUGCAUCAUCUGCCAGUUGCUGUGGAUGUUACCGGGGUUAUUGGCGUAGACGAGCGGCGUGCGCUGGAAACAAGCGGCGCUGCCAGAGUGAAGGACGGAAAGAGCGCCUGCGCGCCUGGUGUUUUGGCCAUGGGAGGUGGCCGGCUAGAAGAAUUGUUUCUCUCGUCAUCACAUGCCAAAAUGUAUACUGCUAUCAACACGGUUCUUAUCGCCCCGUGCAUCGUGGGCAAAUCAAAUAUGUUCCGACGCUCUCAUCUUGACUACCUUACCACGACUGCCAGCUGCCAAUUCAACCCAGGCAUCGAUUAUUUCUCGGACAAUAUCUGCGAAGACCACCUGAUUGGCGAUCUACUGUGGAAGAACAGAGUCCGUGAGGAGAAAGAGGACGGUAAGCACCUGGGCAAGCAUGCGCUGGUCUUUGGAGAUCUCGCUUUCCAGCCCAUCGCAAAUAUGAGCGUACAAUCUUACAUAGCACGCCGGGUACGGUGGCUGCGUGUCAGGAAAUUCAUCGUCAUGCUGGCAACCCUAGUGGAGCCCGGCACAGAGUCAAUACUCUGUUCGCUAUACGGAGCAUGGGGCGUCACCACUGUUUUGGCGGAGUACUUCCAGAACAAGAUUCUCUCCACAUGGACGACAUUUUUCACCUUCUUCGGCUUUUCCAUCCUAACAUGGUGCCUCAUUGACUGGACCGUCUAUAUCAUGCUGCACUCCGGCAAAACCGUCGAACGCGACGAGAAUACCCCAUCAUUCGCGCGUCCGCCUCAGGGUACAACUAGGCGGCGCUUUUCACACUGGCUGGCUGCCUGGCUUGGAAGAGAGAUACUUGCCUUUCCGAUUUGGUUCUGGGCUAUCUGGGGCGGUAUGACUGUUACCUGGAGGGAUCGGCAGUUCCGAAUUGGACUUGAUACGAAGGCACAUGAAAUUGGGGGAAAUAGCCGUGCUGGACUGCUAGAAGAGCAAGCGUCUGGUAGGGAGAACGAGAACGAGGCUACCUCACUUAUAACCACUGCUGUUAAACGACAGACACGGGGGAAUCGGUGA
Molecule: messenger RNA, 1857 nt
Organism: Aspergillus nidulans FGSC A4
Lineage: Eukaryota; Fungi; Ascomycota; Eurotiomycetes; Eurotiales; Aspergillaceae
Product: putative ceramide glucosyltransferase
Exons: 3
Coding region: 1-1857 (618 amino acids)
Biological process (GO): sphingolipid metabolic process
Cellular component (GO): Golgi membrane
Molecular function (GO): ceramide glucosyltransferase activity; glycosyltransferase activity
Source: RefSeq, a predicted model, not a curated record